UCGCGAAGUGGACGUCGUUCGCAUCGGCCAUUUUUAUUUUGACGUUCUAUUUUUUUAAAUAUUGUGUGUUUCGUUUUUGGUGGCAAAAUAGUUUUUUCGUGUGUUUUAUAUGGAUUUUGGUCGAAAAAAUAGUGUUUUGAAGUGUUAUAUUUACGUCUAAAUACGUACAAAAUGUUAUGAAAAAAUCUAGACUGAAAAGUGAUGUGAAAAUCCAGCACAAUGUCUGAAAAAGAAGGACCAGUAACCGUUGAAGAUCUGCCUAUGUCAUUUCAAGUGAAAUACUUAGGCCAGAGUGAUGCACGAGGACUUUGGGGUAUCAAGCAUACGAGGAAACCUGUGGAUCAGAUGGUUGCAGUUGCCAAGGCACUUCCACCAGGCCAAAUCCUCCCUAUAGUGAAACUCACAAUCACAGUCGACGGCGUUCACUUGGAAACUAUCAACCACGGAGCCAGCCGUGAUGAGUUUGAGCAUAUGACAGUAUUCUUCAACAUAGAGUCUAUAUCCUAUGGGGUCCAAGACUUGGUAUAUACGAGGGUGUUUUCCAUGAUAAUUGUUAAGGAUAAUGCUGAUGUUAAAGGAUUGAAUCCGUUUGAGUGUCAUGCGUUCGUUUGUGAGUCGAGAAAUGCUGCAAGACGCCUCACGUACUCAUUAGCGGCUGCAUUCCAAGAUUAUUCUAGAAGGGUGAAAGAAAUGCAAGCCAAUGCAGAGUACGAUGAGAGCAAAGCGCCGAGUCCUAAAAAGAAGUUUGCUAUCGACCUUCGAACCCCCGAAGAGAUUGAGGCUGAACUGGAAACGGAGGCGUGAUAGGUAUAUUUUUUAAGACUGAGAGCUCUGCGUCAUUAGGACGCCAAUGGCGACGUCGCCGGCUACGUAUCCAAGCAAUUAAUAUUGAAAUGUAUGGUACCUAACUCACUUGGCGACGGUUUGGCAACGUCACCAAAUUGGAAGCGUGGCCACGAGCUACACUUCUCUACACGGCUUUUGGAUACUCUGGCAGCUUGGCGACGAUGCCACGGUUGCCACUAUAAUGUACACGGCGAUUUCUUCAGUGACAACAUAAACAAUGGACUAUCGAGACGCCAUGGCCACUCGACUUAGCGUCUUUUGGAUGCCAAAAGUAGCCAGGCCUACGCCGUUGGCGACGUCACCAUGGCGUCUUAAUGAAGCAGAGCUCUUAGCUUACUUAAGUGCGUCUACACGGUGCCUGUAGCUGGAGCAAGUUAACAUGCGCAAGUGACAAGUGACAAGAGCACGCGGGUGUGUAUUUGCUUUGGUACUUGCGCAAGUCGCUGGACCCGCACGUUUUUAAUGCAUGUAACCUGCGCAUGUGCCUCAACAUGCGCAAGCUACUUGCACCGUGUAGACGCACCCUAAGUAGAAUUAGCAACAAUAGUUGGUUAACUCAAUCAUCAUCUUAGCCUAGCCUUUUCCCAACUAUGUUGGAGUCGGCUUCCAGUCUAACCGGAUGCAACUGAGUGCAUAUCAUUGUUUUGUAAAAUUGAUUGUUUUAGUACGCUCUACUCUUGUUGCUGACUGUAUCAUGUAAAAAAUAAGGCUAUAUUUUGUAUAGAUAUCUAUCACGUAAAAUAGUUAUGUAUAUCUAAUCAUAUCAAUGGUAUUGUUGUUUAUUUUUGUCCUAAAUAUCAUUUAAUCGUCAUGAUUUUUUGCGCACAAUAAUUAAUUUAAGAAAAUACACUGGCUGUAAAAUUACUUACAGCAACAUACUAGUAGCGCCAUCUAUUAUGUAUGUUUUGAAACUGUCAUCGUAGUUACGUUUUUACUCACUAGAUGGCAUUAAACGUCACUUUAUUUUAAUAUUUUAUGCUUUGCUCGUGAAAAAAUGUAACAUUCCAAUAGAAUAUAGAAAAAGUAUUGAAUAGAAUUACUUAAUAUAUUGAUUGAAUAGUUAUCAAAUUAAGUAUUUACACUAUAUAUAUUUUGCACAAGAGGCUAAAUACCUGUUUAGUUUUUAGCGAAUAUUUUUUCUGGGGGCAACGAAAAUAUGAUGUGUGGCUACGGAAUAAAAUGGGUCUUUUUUGGAAAUUCUUUAUUUUUGAAUAAAUAUAAGUUGAAUAAAGUAAUUUAAAAAUUUUGAAAAUGUCUCUCGCUGCCCACAGCUAAAAUAAUUGUUAUUUAGAAUGUAAAUAAGCUUAUUAAGUAUUUGCUUAUGUAAUAAAUAAGAACCAAAAUCGACAUUCCUGGCGAAAUCUUGACUUAAGUAAAAAAUACGGUAUUAGGUAUUAAGAUAUUAUUAUCUAAAUCCGAGCCAAAAACUAUUUUUGUAAGAAUAUUGAAAAAUAUUCAUUGUUGUUUCAAAAUGUUUUUGUUUAUAUUUUUUCAAAAAAAUGUAGAACUAUAGGGGAUGACCAUAGAGAGAGAACCGUAUAGAUGAACUACCUAUCUAAGAUUUUUUUUCAGUUCAAAAUAUGUAGUUGAAAUCAGAAUUCUCAACGGUUUCGAAUGUUUUGUGCAAUUGACAGCUGUCAGUUUGACAGAGACUGUCAACUGCACCAAAAAACCGCUGGUACUUCGAAUAAUUCUGCUUUUGGCUUUUUAUUUUCAACUAAUUUCAGUCCGAAUAAAAGUAUAUUAUUUAAUAAUUUGUAAUGUUACCUCAAGAUUUUUGAUAAAUAGUGACUAGUUUAAAGUUUUGUAUACCAAAAUAAUAAUUUAUGUGAUUUUAGAAUUAAAUAGAUUGUUUCAUAAUUAUCUUUAAGUUAAUAAUUAUAAUUGUUUAUAAUAAAGUUUGUUGUGAA
This is a messenger RNA of Helicoverpa zea (corn earworm), 2756 nucleotides long. RefSeq lists its product as uncharacterized. The record is from RefSeq and is a predicted model, not a curated record. The transcript is spliced from 6 exons. Lineage: Eukaryota; Metazoa; Arthropoda; Insecta; Lepidoptera; Noctuidae. Bases 220 to 804 code for a protein of 194 amino acids.